AUGGAAAUUUUCAUCUGGUAUUCCCUUUUGGUCUUUGGCCUGACACUCUUUCAGGAAGUACCAUGUCAAUUCCAUCCUGGCCUGAUGCCAGCACGCACUGAUGACGACCUCGGUCUCAUAUUAACUGUCCUAUUACUUGCCAGACAAAGGAAUUCGAACAUGAACAAUUGUAACAGACAGAGGAAGACCAUACCCAUACCAUAUCCUGUACCAUUCACGACCACACCCAUCAUCAGGUCGAGGGAUAGAGACGACAGAACAGGGAGCAAUGAGGAAACUUCCCAAGAAGAUUCCAAAAGUUUUGAUCUCAAAUACAAUCCUGUAAUAGUUGCCGAGUCUGAAGAAACCACCAAUUAA
This is a messenger RNA of Pieris macdunnoughi, 357 nucleotides long. Lineage: Eukaryota; Metazoa; Arthropoda; Insecta; Lepidoptera; Pieridae. The record is from the annotation of a GenBank genome assembly.